ACGAGAAAUCACUGUCAUGGAUCCUGCCGUAACAAUAGAAACCUUAAGAAAAGACCUUGCUGAAGUGAAAUCUGCUUUGGAUCAAAAAAAUUUCGAAGCUGUUUCAGCUGAAGCUCAACAGCAGUCAAAUUUAUUAAAUAACAUCACCUUGGCAAUUGCCAUCACAGGAAGAUCAGGUGCUGGGAAAUCAUCUUUUGUCAAUGCCCUGCGAGGAAUGAAAGAUCGUGGGGAGGGUGCAGCUCUGACGGGGGUGACAGAAACAACAAUGGUACCACAAGAAUAUUCACACCCCACAUUCCCCAAUUUCAAAAUUUGGGAUCUACCAGGAAUUGGAACAACUAAAUUUAGUGCAAAGGAAUACCUAACGAAGGUCAAUUUCAGCAAUUAUGAUUUUUUCAUCAUCGUCUCCUCGGGACGCUUCACUGAAGAUGACACCAAAUUGGCUCUUGAGAUCCAGGAAAAUAAUAAGAAAUUCUACUAUGUGCGCAGCAAAGUGGAUAUCGAUAUAGAUAAUGACAGGCGGUCAAAAGGCAUUGAUGUGGGGGACACCCAUGAGAUGAUGCAGUCUGAGAAGGAAACUCUUGAAACUAUACGGAAAGAUAGCUAUAAUAAUUUGAAGGCGUUAGGUGUGUCUUCUCCAAGGGUCUUUCUGAUAUCGAGGUGGGAUUUGAGCAAGUAUGAUUUCCCCCUGCUUCAAGAGACCUUUGAAAAGGAACAGGAUGAAAUCAAGAGAGAUGUUUUAAUUUUGUGUCUUCCAAUUUUAACAAAAGAUAGCCUUAAAAAGAAAAAGGCUGCUAUGGAGAGCCUGAUAUGGAAAAAAGCAAUGGUGAGUUGUAGUGUUGGGUUGAUUCCUGUCCCAUUCCUUUCGCUUGGUUUUGACGUUGGCAUUGUGGUUUCGACAAUGAGGGAUAUCUGCAAAGUUUUUUGUUUGGAUGAAAAUUCCCUCAAUAUACUAGCAAACCGAGUGGGGAAAGAUGUUGAGGAGUUGAAAUCUGUUAUUGAACAUACCCCAAGCACUGGUAAGAUCACGACAGAAUUCAUCAUGGAUUUCUUGAAGAGGUCACCAGUGUGGGGAACAAUCACAGCAGUAGAGCUGGUUCUGGAUUUCAUACCCCUGCUGGGGGCUCUCUAUGGUGGGGGCAGUUCUUUUGCUACCACAUUCUACAUGCUGAAGAAUUUCCUGGAAAACGCUGUGAAAGAUGCAGAGAAAGUUCAGGCAAAGGCUGCUGAGCCUAAGAGACGCAAGUAAACAGCCAAUACAUCUACCUGGGAAGAGACAUCCAGGUACAACAUGCAUUAUCUCAACUUUCUCCAACAGCA
This is a messenger RNA of Lacerta agilis (Sand lizard), 1320 nucleotides long. Its product is annotated as interferon-inducible GTPase 5-like. The record is from RefSeq and is a predicted model, not a curated record. Bases 17 to 1249 code for a protein of 410 amino acids. Gene Ontology annotation, molecular function: GTP binding; GTPase activity. Gene Ontology annotation, cellular component: membrane. The transcript has a single exon. NCBI's taxonomy places the organism in Eukaryota, Metazoa, Chordata, Lepidosauria, Squamata, Lacertidae.